Molecule: messenger RNA, 375 nt
Organism: Penicillium bovifimosum
Lineage: Eukaryota; Fungi; Ascomycota; Eurotiomycetes; Eurotiales; Aspergillaceae
Exons: 3
Coding region: 1-375 (124 amino acids)
Source: RefSeq, a predicted model, not a curated record
AUGCCCAUUCCCGGCGGCCAUCCUCAUCGGGGUGUCGUAGAACUCGUCGAGGUAAUCGGCGACGACGCACUUGCAGAGGAAAAGUCGACACAAUCGAGGAACCCAUACGCCGCCGCUCUUGUCGAAGGGUGUAAUUUCGGAGAACGAUGGAUCACAGUCUACUCCUCCGGAGAAUUGAGGGGUCUGCGAAGGAAGAGGAAGAAGAAGAUCAGUAGGAGGAGCAGCAGCAGCAGAAGGAUGGAUAGUAUGCGGAUGAAGAAGAAGAAGAAGAAGAAGAAGAAGAAGAAGAAGAAGAAGAAGAAGAAGAAGUAUGAUGAAGAGUGGGAGAAGAAGAAGGAGAAGGAGAAGGAGAAGGAGAAGAGGAAAGAAAUAUAA